Carcharodon carcharias (great white shark) is the source of this 1703-nucleotide messenger RNA. RefSeq names its product zinc finger protein 692-like. The annotation marks the transcript as partial. The record is from RefSeq and is a predicted model, not a curated record. The transcript is spliced from 10 exons. NCBI's taxonomy places the organism in Eukaryota, Metazoa, Chordata, Chondrichthyes, Lamniformes, Lamnidae.
GUUACUGCAAGCGCGAUGACGCAGGACGCUGCAGGAGCGGGUGACGAGCGGCCGGGUCUCGGCCGGCCCGAGCUUCUGGAAUCAGGCGUAGGCCCGAGCCGUUACCAGGAUGGAGGAUCGGAAGCCGUCGCGACACCGGGCAUCCGAAGAUGUCAGGCGACAGAAACGCAAGGAACUGGAUGCCAGGAGGAGCAAGUCACGGAUCCGCCUGGGCACUCACCUGGAGCAGUGGUGCAAUGUCAAGGACCAGCUGGGAUUUCACUUACAUUCCGAUUUUGCUAAGUUUCUCCUCGACAGUUAUGCCUCCAAAUCCCCUGAGAGUGGUUCAGGGCCCAGUGAUGCAGGUGAGGAUUUCAAUGUGCUUCGUACCUCGAGCGACGCCUUACGGCAGCUUGUGAUCUGGUCACAUGAUCACAGCCAGGAGUGUGGCUUCAUUCCCGACCUGAAGUCUGUUGUGUUGGAGCGUUCAGGAGGGUCUCUGACGGCGGUCUGGGAGUGUAUUGCAGGUCACUCUUACCCGUGGUUACUGCUUGCAAGUACUCGGACCAUCCCAGACCGUGGUGCCAUGGCAAGGACCAGGAGCAGGACCAGAAACUGUGAGCGAGCUCAGUGCAGCUCCACUGGGCAUGGGGACCUUCCUGAGAAAGGGGACUACCUCCGAGCACCCACUGGGCUCCCUCUGGAGGGGACUGUAAAGGUGGAGCGGGAUCCACGGAGCUUGGCGUCAGAGAGCAGCAGUGUGUCGGAGCCAGGCAGCGAGAGCGAUUCAAGCCAGAGGAGGACUGCAUUGGGUCACGAGAGGCCACUGCAGGUGUCAAAGGGUAUCGGUGGUGAGGUAGGAGGUGACUGUGAAAUCGCAGCAGCACUAAGCUCAAGUGGUCACCCCACAUCCCAGCAUCCAUCAUCUGUUCACAGUCACAAUUCCACAUCUCCGACAUUGGGCAGCCGGAGGACAAGGAACAAGCAGGAGUGCGGCCAUUUGGGGAACUGUCGGCCCCCUGUGAAGGAGAUAGCAAAGCUCAGUGACACUGGGCCAAACAGUAAGCACUCUGCUCUAAGGAAAUGCACUGAUAUGGGCCCUGCAAGCAGCCUGGACACCAUGCAGCUGGUGUGUGAGUCAGACUCGGCCACAGAUGAGGAACCACGUCCAGGAUCCAGGAAAGCAGGAGCGUCACCAGUUUCUGACUCCCCAGCUGUAGACACUGCAGUCAGGAAGGAUGGAGAGCUGGAAGUACGGGAUGAAAGUGACGAGGUCACCAUCGGGGGACUUGAGGAAUCAACAGAUGAUGACCUGAGCUACGCAGAUGAUCUGAAGGAUCAGAAUUACAGCCCUUCGUCAGACAGCUCAGAGAGGACCAAGAGGAAGUUGCAGCCUCGGUUACGAGGCAGAGCGCCGAAAGAGACAAAGAAGAGUCAGAAAACCCCUCUGCGCACAUCCAAACCAAGAAAGGCCAGGCGAGCCCGCAGUGAGCAGAGUGAAGAACCACAGAUUCCCAUGAAGAAAAUCAGGAAGAAAGCUCCGAAGGAGAUUCUUCGCUGCGAGUUUGAGGGUUGUGGGAAGAUUGUCUCCAAUCGUCAGUACCUUAAGCACCACAUGAAGUACCAGCACUUGCUGCAGAAAACCUUUGCCUGCUCCCACCCAUCCUGUGGACGAUCCUUCAACUUCAAGAAGCAUUUGAAAGAACAUGAGAAGCUGCACAGUG